UGUUCUACAGCAACGCUUUCACCACAACAGGGGGCUUGAUUUUGACGCUAAAACCAGUGGAAAUGGUGAACUACAUGCUGAUGAUAACCGCCGAUCUCGAGAACAUAGCCAACCUCCAGCCUCAGGGCGGUUGCGACGAUCCUUCUUUUCCUUAUUUCUUCAAGGUGAAAUGUGGAAGGUGUGGAGAGUUGAGCCAGAAAGAAACAUGUGUGAUCUUGAAUGAGACUUAUCCUCUUCCAGCAGGAAAAGGAACCACUAAUCUUGUUCAAAAGUGCAAGUUUUGUGGGAGGGAAGGAACUGUGUCAAUGGUUCCAGGCAAGGGUAAGCUGCUGACCCAGGAAAUCAGUGAUGCAGGAGAAUAUGCCCCGUUGAUGAUGUUUGACUGCAGAGGUUAUGAGCCUGACGGUUUUGUAUUUAGUGGUGUGUGGAAAGCCGAGUCUGCUGCAGGGACUAAAUAUGAAGAUAUCGAUUUGUCUGGAGGGGAAUUUGCUGAAUAUGAUGAGAAGGGGGAGUGCCCAGUCAUGAUUUCCAACCUUCGUUCUAAAUUUGAAGUUGUGAAGUGAUAUUAUGAUACUAAUUCAUACUUUGGAUGAGGUAGAAUGGGCUUGAACGCUGUACAUGUACUGUGGUGAACAUGAGACUGAUGUUUUGCAGCCAUUUUAAUGUAAUAUUUCGAGUUUGGAAAUAUCCAUAAUGCUACUGUUGCCUACAAAUUAACGAAUGAUACAAUUCCAGGAAAUGGAAAUUUUUAAUGUUACUUCAUUUUGGCAA
Messenger RNA from Manihot esculenta (cassava), 771 nucleotides. Its product is annotated as CXXC motif containing zinc binding protein. Gene Ontology annotation, molecular function: zinc ion binding. The record is from RefSeq and is a predicted model, not a curated record. The transcript is spliced from 4 exons. Bases 63 to 563 code for a protein of 166 amino acids. NCBI's taxonomy places the organism in Eukaryota, Viridiplantae, Streptophyta, Magnoliopsida, Malpighiales, Euphorbiaceae.